Molecule: messenger RNA, 1434 nt
Organism: Parathielavia appendiculata
Lineage: Eukaryota; Fungi; Ascomycota; Sordariomycetes; Sordariales; Chaetomiaceae
Product: bifunctional delta12/omega3 fatty acid desaturase
Exons: 2
Coding region: 1-1434 (477 amino acids)
Biological process (GO): unsaturated fatty acid biosynthetic process
Molecular function (GO): oxidoreductase activity, acting on paired donors, with oxidation of a pair of donors resulting in the reduction of molecular oxygen to two molecules of water
Source: RefSeq, a predicted model, not a curated record
AUGGCUUCCACGACCAGUCUCCCGGCUUCCAGCAAGCCGUUCCUGAGGAGGAACAUCACGUCGGCCACCGACUCGGACUCGAGUGCCAUGGUGUCUCCCAUCGACUCUCCCCGGCCCUCACCAUCCUCCACCUCGCUGUCCUCGUUGGCUUCCGAUGACGCCGCUCCGGCCCCGAAGCAGUACAACAAGCUGCUCGACACGUACGGGAAUGAGUUCAAAGUACCGGACUUUACCAUCAAGGACAUCCGCGAUGCCAUCCCCAAGCACUGCUUCGAGCGCUCCUACGUCCGCAGUUUGGGCUAUGUCGCCCGCGACAUGGUUUACCUCGCCACGACCUUCUUCCUCUGGAACAAUUUCGUAACGCCCGAGUACAUUCCGUCCCUGCCGCUUCGCGUCGUGCUUUGGGGCGUCUAUACCUUCCUGCAAGGUCUCUUCGGCACCGGCCUCUGGGUCCUUGCCCAUGAGUGCGGCCACGGCGCCUUCUCUCCCUCGCAGAAGCUCAACAACUUCGUCGGCUGGAUUCUGCACUCGGCUCUCCUGGUGCCCUACUUCAGCUGGCAAAUCAGCCACAGCAAGCACCACAAGGCCACGGGAAACAUGGAGCGUGACAUGGUGUUUGUUCCUAGGACUCGCGAGCAGCAGGCCACCCGCAUUGGCCGUUUCGUCCACGAGCUUUCGGAGCUGACCGAGGAAACACCCAUCUACACCUUCAUUCACCUGCUUGGGCAGCAGCUGAUCGGCUGGUGGAACUACCUCCUGACCAACGUGACGGGGCACAACAACCACGAGAAGCAGAGGGAGGGCCGCGGCAAGGGAAGGCGGAAUGGCUGGGGCGGCGGUGUUAACCACUUCGACCCUCGCAGCCCGAUCUUUGACAACAGGGAUGCCCCGUACAUCCUGCUGAGCGACCUGGGUCUGGCCAUCACCAUCUCGGCGCUGAUCUACCUCGGCAAGACGUUUGGCUGGUCCAACAUGUUUGUGUGGUACUUCCUGCCCUAUCUCUGGGUGAACCACUGGCUCGUUGCCAUCACGUACCUGCAGCACACCGACCCCUCCCUGCCCCACUAUACCGAGGAGGAGUGGAACUUUGUCCGCGGCGCGGCCGCCACCAUCGACCGCGAGUUUGGUUUCAUCGGCCGCCACCUGCUGCACGGCAUCAUCGAGACGCACGUGCUGCACCACUACGUCAGCACGAUCCCUUUCUACAACGCCGACGAGGCCACGGAGGCCAUCAAGCCGGUCAUGGGCCAGCAUUACCGCGCCGACACCCGCGAGGGUCCCAUCGGCUUCAUCAAGGCCAUCUGGAAGAGCGCUCGGUGGUGCCAAUGGGUCGAGCCGACCGAAGGCGCCGAGGGUCCAGCCAAGGGCGUGCUGUUCUUCCGCAACCAGAACGGGCUCGGUACCAGGCCGGCCAAGAUGGAGCCUGUUGCGUAA